AUGGGCGCGAUGUUCCGAAGCGAGGAGAUGAGCAUGGUCCAGCUGCUCAUCCAACCGGAAGCUGCCUAUCAAUCGGUGGCUGAGCUGGGUGAACUGGGAAUAGCACAGUUCCGUGAUCUGAACGCGGACAUCAACAUGUUCCAGCGGAAGUACACGAGCGAAAUUCGACGCUGCGAGGAGAUGGAGCGCAAGAUCGGAUACAUUCGCCGGGAGAUCGUGAAGGAUUCGGUGACAAUCCCGGACAUGCCGGAAGAGAUUCCGCGCACACCGAACUCACGGGAAAUUAUCGACCUCGAGGCGCAGCUCGAGAAGACGGAGAACGAGAUCGUGGAGCUGUCGGAGAACAACCAUGCACUGUUGCAGAACUUCAUGGAACUGACCGAGCUGAAGCAUGUGCUGGCGAAGACUCAGGUGUUCUUCUCGGACAAAUCGAACGUCCUGAACCUGGAGGCCACCGGUGGUGAGGCGGCAAACGAUGGCAAACCGCUCGGAUUUGUGGCCGGUGUCAUUACGCGCGAGCGGAUCAUCGGCUUCGAGCGCAUGCUGUGGCGCGUAUCACGUGGUAACAUUUUCCUCCGUCAGGCCGCCCUGGACGAACCGCUGGUUGAUCCGAAAACGGGUGAUUCGGUUCACAAGAUUGUGUUCGUUGCAUUCUUCCAAGGCGAACAGCUCAAGUCGCGCGUGAAGAAGGUGUGCGCCGGUUAUCAUGCCUCGCUGUAUCCGUGCCCGAACGAGUACAACGAGCGUGAGGAGAUGCUCCGUGGCGUUCGUACGCGCAUCGAGGAUCUUAAGAUGGUGCUGGGACAAACGCAGGAUCAGCGCCAGCGCGUACUUCUGAACGUCGCCAAGGAGCUGCCGAACUGGGAGAUCAUCGUCAAGAAGGUGAAAGCCAUCUACCAUACGCUGAACAUGUUCAACGUGGACGUAUCGAAGAAGUGUCUGUUCGGUGAGGCCUGGGUACCGACGGUCGCUCUGCAGGAUGUGAAGACCGCUCUGGUGAAUGGGUCGGCCGCGGUGGGUAGCGCUGUACCGUCAUUCUUGAACAUCAUCGAAACCAAUGAGGAUCCUCCGACGUACUACCGCACGAACAAAUUCACUCGUGGCUUCCAGAACCUGAUCGAAUCGUACGGUAUCGCAACGUACCGUGAGGCUAAUCCGGCGCUGUACACGAUCAUCACCUUCCCCUUCCUGUUCGCGAUUAUGUUCGGCGAUUUGGGUCACGGUAUGAUACUGCUACUGCUCGGCCUGUGGAUGGUGCUGUGGGAAAAGACACUCGACAAGAACAAGGAGGAAAUCUGGCAGCUGUUUUUCGGCGGUCGAUACAUCAUUCUGCUCAUGGGUAUCUUCUCCAUGUACACCGGUUUCGUGUACAACGAUCUCUUCUCGAAGGGCAUGAACAUCUUCGGUUCGGCAUGGAGCAUCAACUACAACACCUCCACGGUGAUGGAAAACAAGGAGCUGCAGUUGAAUCCCACGACCGACUAUUCGGAAACGGUGUACUGGUACGGGUUGGAUCCGCUCUGGAUGUUGGCCACCAACAAAAUCAUCUUCCUGAACUCCUUCAAGAUGAAGCUGUCGAUCAUCUUCGGUGUGGUGCACAUGAUCUUCGGUGUCAGCAUGAGCCUGGUCAACCACAAUCAUUUCCACCGGCGAAUCAACGUCCUGCUGGAGUUCAUCCCGCAAAUGUUGUUCCUGGUGCUGCUGUUCGCCUACAUGUGCUUCAUGAUGUUCUUCAAAUGGAUCAUGUACUCAGCCGUCACGGAUGAAGAUCAUCUGAAGCCGGGUUGCGCACCGUCCGUGCUGAUUAUGUUCAUCAACAUGAUGCUGUUCAAGAGCCAGGAACCGCUCGAUACCUGCAAGGAGUUCAUGUUCGACGGUCAAGACACGCUGCAGGUGAUCUUCAUUGUGCUGGGACUCAUUUGCAUUCCGUGGCUGCUGCUGGCCAAACCGUUCUACAUCAUGUUCCAGCGGAAGAAGAAGGGUACGGACUAUGGUUCGGAGGUGGCCCAACAAUCGUCAUCGAACCACCAUGACGAUGAGCCGAUGAGUGAGAUUUUCAUCCAUCAGGCAAUCCACACGAUUGAGUACAUCCUCAGUACCAUCUCCCACACCGCAUCGUACCUGCGUUUGUGGGCGUUGUCGCUUGCACACGCCCAAUUGUCGGAGGUGCUCUACAACAUGGUGUUCACGAUUGGACUGUCAAAUGACUCGUAUGUUGGUGCCAUCUUGAUCUACCUGGUGUUUUGGCCCUGGUCCGUUCUGACCAUUGGUAUCCUGGUAGGCAUGGAGGGUUUAUCUGCCUUUUUGCACACUCUUCGUUUGCACUGGGUCGAAUUCAUGAGCAAAUUCUACGACGGUCUCGGCUACGCCUUCAUGCCGUUCUCCUUCAAGGCAAUGCUGGAGCAGGAAGAAGCUGAAUAA
This is a messenger RNA of Anopheles marshallii, 2421 nucleotides long. Its product is annotated as V-type proton ATPase 116 kDa subunit a 1-like. Gene Ontology annotation, molecular function: proton-transporting ATPase activity, rotational mechanism; ATPase binding. Gene Ontology annotation, cellular component: vacuolar proton-transporting V-type ATPase, V0 domain; plasma membrane; vacuolar proton-transporting V-type ATPase complex. Lineage: Eukaryota; Metazoa; Arthropoda; Insecta; Diptera; Culicidae. The record is from RefSeq and is a predicted model, not a curated record. Gene Ontology annotation, biological process: vacuolar acidification; proton transmembrane transport. The transcript is spliced from 7 exons. Bases 1 to 2421 code for a protein of 806 amino acids.